Molecule: messenger RNA, 2348 nt
Organism: Paralichthys olivaceus (Japanese flounder)
Lineage: Eukaryota; Metazoa; Chordata; Actinopteri; Pleuronectiformes; Paralichthyidae
Source: RefSeq, a predicted model, not a curated record
AUCAAAGAGAAGCUGCUGCAGCUGACGGACAAGAGGAAGGAGAUGAUUGACAAGUGGGAAGAUCGAUGGGAGUGGCUACGACUCAUCCUGGAGGUGCACCAGUUCUCCCGUGACGCUGGCGUCGCCGAGGCGUGGCUGCUGGGUCAGGAGCCGUACCUGUCCAGCAGGGAGAUGGGACAGAGCGUGGACGAGGUGGAGAAACUCAUCAAACGUCACGAAGCCUUCGAGAAGUCGGCCGCCACCUGGGAGGAACGUUUCUCGGCUCUUGAGCGACUGACGACGUUGGAGCUGUUGGAGGUGCGGCGGCAGCAGGAGGAGGAGGAGCAGAGGAGGAAGCCGCCGUCUCCAGAGCCGCCGCUGAUUCAACACGACGAGUCACAGCAGCAGAGCGGCGUCAUCGUUCAGAACGGGCUGACGUCCGACCACGACUCUCCUCGGGACGGCGUGGACGGUGCAGAUCUGGUGAACGGCGUGGCAGAGCGGAGCUCCAAGGAGCCGAGUCCGACCCCGUCCCCGACCUCCGGCAGGAAGAGUAAGACGAGCCUGUCGUCAACGCUGCCGUCCAAGAACCAGGAGACUCCGCCCUCACAGCUGGAGGGGCUCCUGCACCGCAAACACGAGUGGGAGGGCCACAACAAGAAGGCAUCCAACAGGUCGUGGCACAACGUCUACUGUGUCAUCAACAACCAGGACAUGGGCUUCUACAAGGACACCAAGGCGGUGGCUCAGGGCGUCCCGUAUCACAACGAGGUUCCCAUCAGCCUGAAGGAGGCGACGUGUGACGUGGCCUCAGACUACAAGAAGAAGAAACAUGUCUUCAAACUCAGAGUGAACGAUGGAAACGAGUUUCUGUUUCAAGCCAAAGAUGAAGAGGAGAUGAGCACCUGGAUCCAGGCCAUCCUGAACGCCAGCGCUGCCGACCGCACCAGCGUUCAAGGCAGCCACCCCGGGACGCCGGCGUCUGGGCGUGCUCAGACGCUGCCGGCCGCCGUCACACUCACCAACGAGUCGAGUCCCGGGAAGAGAGAGAAGGACAAAGAAAAGGAGAAAGAGAAACGUUUCAGUCUGUUUAGCAAGAAGAAGCAGUAGAAGAAGAAACGACAGCACUUUGGUGAAACUCCUUUGAUCUGAACUCGCGCUCUCACGCUUGUCGUUUUUCGCUUCUUUAAAAAUAAUUCUCAUCUGCAUCUGGAAACAUAAAGAACUGGAAUCUGCUUCAGAGCGCGUUUUCACGUCUUUCAGCUUCAGAGUUUGUUGGUUCAGAAAGUUCAAGCGAGGAUUUAAAGUUUCACCAAAGUGCAACUUUUUUUGUUUGUUUAUUUUCAGUUUAGUUUUUUUUUUUCAUGAUUUUAGGUAAAGAUUUCCGUUGUGAGGUCAUUUGUGAUGUCACUUAGGUCAGACCGAGAGCGAGUGAGUUCAACGCGUGAUGUGACGGCGGUUCAUCGUUACAGGUUUUCUAAACUGAAAGCUCUUUGUCGAUGACAAACUCUUGCUCUAUUUGUUUGUAUGGCGACGAUGAACUGCUGUGACAUCACAACAUCAAACAAGGGCGUUACCACGGCUACCACUCUCGCUCUGUCUCUGUGCCAUCAUCAGGGACCACGCCCAUAUUUCUGUGUUGUGGUUUUUUUUUUUUUUUUCAAAGUUUUCUUAUUUUUGUACUUUUGAAACAGGACUUCGUUAUUUCCUCAAUUUUGUGAGGUGUCGUAAAGACAACCUACAUUCUUCCUUUGCCAGUGAGAAAUUGGACCAAGAGUGCAUUUCAUUUUUAUUCUUUUUUGUUUUCCGUCACGCUGUCACCAUUUUCUGUUUGUCUUAAAAACAGCCAAUCGCCUUCGAGGAGGUGUGUGAUGUAGACACUUGCAUGCUUCGUCAUUCUCAGAGCGUCGCCUGAAAAACUCACUCCAAACUAAAAUAUGUUGUUUUUAGAAUCUUUUUCUUUGGUUUCGAUGUUUCUGAUAAUGAAGAUCAACAUGUAUAAUAAAAACUAACGCUUCGAUGUUUCAUGGUCAACGUACGUGUUGUACUGCGGACAGUAGGGGGCGGUACAGCGGUGGAGAAGUCGGUGGUUUGCUUGUAGCUGCGUUCAGAUUCUCUGCUCUUUGAUACUCAUGUUGCUCUGUCACUGUCUAUCGUAUCGAACAUGUAUGGAAGUUAGCGCCAUCUUACUGCACAAUCAGAAACUACAUGUAUAUGAAUGAAGAAGCUGUUUCGAUAUUUAAACAGACGUUAGAACAUUAAAGCUUUUCUCAUGUAUGAAACUGCACCUGUAACUUUAAAGCUCUCUCUCUCUCUUUCUCUCUCUCUCUCUGUGCGAUGUCAUUAAAGCCUUGAAACUUUACACACCA